GGAGUUUCGCAUCCUCCCCAGCUGCCCGCGCGUGGGGCGGUCGCGGACAGCCCCGCGCCACCUUCUGUGGUGACACAGGGUGGCGGGGAGCCCGCGGCUGCCCUCGGCCCUCGGACGGCGGGGCUCAGCGGGCGCUCGGUCAGCGGCCCGGCCCCACGGCAAGGCGGGGGCCGAGCGGCGCCGCCGCCCGCCCCGCGGCCCCAGUACGCCCCCCGGGGAGGGGCCGAGCGGGCGGGCCCCGCUCCCGCCCCGCGGAGCCCGUGGGCAGGGGCGAGGGCGGCGCGGCUGGGCUGCGCCAUCCGCCACACUCGCCGCGUCCCGCCGGGAUGGAGAGGCAGCCCCCGGGGCCGGCCGACUCGACGAGCUUCGCCGACGAUGUGCUGCGCGUCUUCGGGGCCAACCACAGCCUGUCGGCGGGGCAGCUCUCCGCGCUGCUGCAGCGCCUGGGCGCCGCGCCCGCCCUGGGCUCGGCGCUGCCGCUCGCCCACCUGCACCACAACCAGUGCUUGACUAGUGAAGAAAUCUUUUCUUUGCAUGGGAUACCGAACAACAGUUACAUAUCAAAUUCCAGCUUCUCUACAAUAUGUCCUGCAGUUUUGCAACAGCUAAUUUUUCACCCAUGUGAUCAUCAGGAAAGCUUUGUGGACACAUCUAAGCCACAUUCUUUGCAAGUUUGGGGAUUUGGGUUCCUGGCUGUGUCUAUCAUUAACUUGGCAUCACUUCUGGGACUGAUUUUAACUCCUCUCUUAAAGAAGUCAUAUUUCCCCAAGGUUUUAACUUACUUUGUGGGCUUGGCCAUUGGUACUCUCUUUUCUAAUGCAAUUUUCCAGCUCAUUCCAGAGGCAUUUGGGUUUGACCCAAAAGUAGAUAACUAUGUUGAAAAAGCUGUUGCUGUGUUUGGUGGAUUCUAUAUUCUCUUCUUUGUGGAAAGGAUUCUUAAAGUGAUACUAAAGCUCUAUAACAAGACUGGCCACAACUACUUUGAAAAUGGAGAAGAGAAUCAUUCUCAGGAUAAGACUAACUCACCCAAACCACCAUCAUCCAGCAAUGGGGGUGCAUGUUAUGCAAAUUCAGCUGUCAUAGAGAGCAAUGGAAAUCUUGGUUUUGACAGCAUCAGUGUGAUCUCAGCACAGGAAGGAGCCACCCAAAGCAGCUUAUGCAAGUGCCUUAAGGGGCGUCCACUGUCAAAGAUUGGGACCAUUGCCUGGAUGGUGACACUGAGUGAUGCUGUACAUAAUUUCAUAGAUGGCUUGGCUAUUGGGGCUUCUUUCACUUUGUCUCUGCUUCAAGGGCUCAGUACCUCCAUAGCCAUCUUGUGUGAAGAGUUUCCUCAUGAACUGGGGGAUUUUGUCAUCUUGCUUAAUGCAGGAAUGAGUACUCGGCAGGCUCUGUUUUUCAAUUUCCUAUCUGCGUGUUCUUGUUACGUUGGGUUGGCCUUUGGAAUAUUAGUAGGCAACAACUUUGCUCCUAACAUCAUCUUUGCUAUAGCCGGUGGAAUGUUCCUGUACAUCUCUCUGGCAGAUAUGGUUUUUGGAUUGUAUCAGUUACCUAUCUGAAUUUUUCUUCCCCCUGAAAAGUCUGAAAUAGGGUAUUGAAGUGCUCUGUACAGAGAUCUGGCUUUCUACUUUCUUACGAUUUUCACACACUUCUGGUUUGCUUGUCCAGAAGCAGGUAGGAUUAACUGGAAUGUCAUGCCUUCCUCCUUUUCUUUUUGCUGUUCCUUUUUCCUGCCAGUAUUGGUGUAGUCCAACCUCUGCCAAUAGGAUCACUGAGUGGGGAGGCUGUGGGCAGGUGGGAAUGUAUGCUGAAGUGUGUGCACAAAUGAGCCUUGCUGUAUGGCAUGAAGUAAAUCUGGUUUUGCCCUGUUGUGCAAGAGUGUGACAGAGCUCUGGAACCAUUUCUGGGAAGCUUUGGGCUCUUCCUGCUAACCUUAGCCUGUUCUUCAAGAAUUGCAUUACCUUCAGUAGCCGUUUUUGUAUUGUGAGAUCAAAGAAAAAUAUAGUUUUGGAGUUACCCAGCCUGAAGGCUCCCUAACCAGGGCUGAAAUAAACUGUCUUCAUUGUAUUCUGGUAAUACUGUUAUCAGCAGGACAGGAGAAUACUUUAAG
Molecule: messenger RNA, 2107 nt
Organism: Motacilla alba alba
Lineage: Eukaryota; Metazoa; Chordata; Aves; Passeriformes; Motacillidae
Gene: SLC39A8
Product: solute carrier family 39 member 8
Exons: 8
Coding region: 327-1556 (409 amino acids)
Biological process (GO): intracellular zinc ion homeostasis; zinc ion import across plasma membrane
Cellular component (GO): membrane
Molecular function (GO): zinc ion transmembrane transporter activity
Source: RefSeq, a predicted model, not a curated record